AAAUAAUCCCCAAUCCCCAAAAUCAACGUUUCGAACCACAAUCGAAUAUCUCACGUUUUCAAGACUUCCCUCGACGCGGCGGCGUUAGGGUUUCUGUACCACAAAGACCGAACUCCAAAAUUCGUCUAAAACCCUAAUCUAGGAAGGUUCAUAGGUAGAGGGACAUAGAGAGAGAAAAAAGGGUAUAAACCCAAAUGGAUGGUGAUGUUGCAGAACAAAUUCACGCUGUUAAUGGCGAUGAACUACAGGAACAACAAGAUGUUGAGGAGGAACAAACCGAACAAGAGUUUUAUUCAGACGAACAACAUGUAGAUGAUAGUGCAGGCGAUGAGAUAAAGCGUUCCAUCGAUGACGACAAUCGUGAUUCCUCUUCAGGAAAACUUUUUGUUGGAGGCGUCGCUUGGGAGACAACAGAAGAGACAUUUGCCAGUUACUUCAGCAAGUAUGGAGAAAUUACGGAUUCUGUAAUAAUGAUUGAUAAACUCUCUGGUAGACCUCGAGGAUUUGGAUUUGUAACAUUUUCCGAAGCCGCAGUUGCUGACAAAGUUAUCGAGGAAGAACAUGUCAUAGAUGGCAGGGCGGUGGAAGUAAAGAGGACGGUCCCUAGAGAGGACAUGCAGGUCAAAGGAGAUUUGAAAACAAGGAAAAUUUUCAUUGGUGGUAUACCACCAUCUUUUACUGAAGAUGAGUUGAAGGAAUAUUUCGCUUCUUACGGUAACAUUGCUGAGCACCAGAUUAUGUUGGAUCAUAAAACCGGCCGUUCUAGAGGCUUUGGGUUUGUCACCUUUGAGGAUGAAGAUGCUGUGGAAAAGAUAUUUUUUGAUGGCAAAACGCAUGAACUUGGAGGCAAACAGGUGGAAAUAAAGAAGGCUGAGCCAAGAAGACCUGUCAGUGAUUAUUCAAAGGAUAGCCGGAUGCGUCAUGGAGGCGGCGGCUCGUCAAAGUCAUAUGGUGGUUUCAGCGGUGGCGCUGCCGGGUAUGGAGGUGGUUAUGGUGGAAAGAUGGGCAGCAGAGGAUAUGGUGGUUAUGGUGGAUAUGGCGGCUAUGGUGGUUAUGGUGGAUAUGGGGGAAAUUAUGGUGGAGGUUCUGCAAGUUUUUAUGGUGGCUAUGGUGGAUAUGGGCAAGGAUUUGGGUUUGGUGGGCCCAUGUAUGGCGCUGCUGGAUAUGGAGGUGCCGGUUACGGUAGUGGCGGUUAUGGUACUCCUGGUGGUUACAGUGGUGCUGCUGGAUAUGGUGGUGGUAGAGGAUAUGGCACCGGUGGCGCUGGUGCUGGUGCUGGUGCUGGUGCUGGUGGGUUUGGUGGUGGUAAAGGAUAUGGCAGUGGCAGUGGAUAUGGCGGCGGUAAAGGAUAUGGGAACGGUGGUGGUGGUGGUGCAACCGGAAGGCACCAUCCUUACCGGAAGUGAGUUUAUUUACAACAGCUACACGUCAACAUCUGAUAACCGCUGGAGCAUACCAACUAUGGUUAAACCUUUUGUAUGGAAUGUUUAUUUCCCUGGUGGUUCAUAGUAAUUGUUUUCCAAAUUUAGUUGCUACUAUGUUUUGCAGAACUUCUUUGUAGCUGUAUCAGUGAUCAAUUAGAUCAGAUGGAUCUCUAGUGCUGGGAAAAAAAAAAAAAAAAAAAAAAAUCAAAA
This is a messenger RNA of Cornus florida, 1634 nucleotides long. RefSeq names its product heterogeneous nuclear ribonucleoprotein 1-like. Lineage: Eukaryota; Viridiplantae; Streptophyta; Magnoliopsida; Cornales; Cornaceae. Gene Ontology annotation, biological process: regulation of gene expression. The coding region runs from base 195 to 1406 and encodes 403 amino acids. The record is from RefSeq and is a predicted model, not a curated record. Gene Ontology annotation, molecular function: RNA binding. Gene Ontology annotation, cellular component: nucleoplasm. The transcript is spliced from 7 exons.